ACUUUCACAUGUGUAGUCUGAACGGAUCUCACAAGGUGUAACCGAUUUGUGUUUUAAGACGACGUUUACAUUUUUUUUGUAAGUAUAAUAUUUGUUUUUCAAACAGUUAUUUAUCCGUAAAAGUGAUGGCAAAAGGAGAAGGCGCCGAUCAAUAUUCCAACAAUAGUUUAUUAACGAAUAAACCGAUCAACCCAGAUGUGGUCAAAUUAGCUGGGAAGCGUGAGCAGUGCGACAGGUUGUCCAUAUGCAACAAGCUGUGCUACGCGGUGGGAGGAGCGCCCUAUCAGAUCACAGGCUGCGCGCUGGGCUUCUUCCUCCAGAUAUACCUACUGGAUGUGGCACAGUUGGACCCCUUCUAUGCGUCGAUCAUCCUGUUUGUGGGGAGGGCCUGGGAUGCUGUGACCGACCCGAUCAUAGGCUUCAUGGUCUCCCGUUCUCCCUGGACACGCUUCGGACGAAUGCUGCCAUGGAUCCUGUUCUCCACUCCUCUAGCUGUGGUCAGUUACUUCCUCAUCUGGUAUGUUCCUGUGAUUGAGAAUGGGAAGGUCAUCUGGUACCUGGUCUUCUACUGCCUCUUCCAGACCCUUCAGACAUGUUUCCAUGUGCCCUACUCAGCUCUCACCAUGUUCAUCAGUGAAGAUCAGAAGGAGAGGGACUCUGCCACUGCUUACAGAAUGACGGUGGAGGUUCUGGGUACUGUGAUUGGCACAGCCGUCCAGGGUCAGAUUGUGGGCAUGGCCAACCCCCCCUGUAUCCCCGUAGCCCCCGGCGACAAUGUAACAGAGGGCCUGAACUCCUCCCUGCUGCUGGGACAGGAAGUUAACACCACGGUCUUCUCUCCCGGUAUCACCCUGGACCAGACGAAAACGGCCUACAUGAUAGCUUCCGGCGCCAUCUGUUCCAUCUACGUGCUCUGUGCCGUGGUGCUGUUCUUCGGAGUCAAGGAGAAGAAAGAGUCGUCUCGCCCUCGGUCAGAGCUCAUGUCGUUCUGGCAGGGUAUCGGGCUGGUGAUGGGUCAUGGACCUUACGUCAGGCUGGUGAUGGGCUUCCUCUUCACCUCGCUGGCCUUCAUGCUCCUGGAAGGGAACUUUGCUCUGUUCUGCUGCUACACUCUGGGCUUUAGGAACGACUUCCAGAACAUUCUACUGGUCAUCAUGCUCGCUGCGAUGCUCACCAUACCUUUCUGGCAGUGGUUCCUCACCAAGUUUGGCAAGAAGAACGCCGUGUACAUCGGCACCUCGUCUGUGAUCCCCUUCAUGAUCCUGGUGGUGUGUGUGAAGAGUAAUCUCAUCAUCACCUACAUGGUGUCGUUCGCUGCCGGUGUCGGAGUCGCUGCUGCCUUCCUGUUGCCGUGGUCCAUGCUGCCAGAUGUAGUAGAUAACCCAGACUCUCGGGGUCACGAAGCCAUCUUUUAUUCCUUCUAUGUCUUCUUCACCAAAUUUGCCUCUGGAAUCUCCCUGGGGAUCUCCACUCUCAGCUUGGAUUUUGCAGGGUAUAUGACUCGAGGUUGCACCCAGCCUGAGAACGUGGAUAUAACCCUGAAGGUUCUGGUCUCCGCGGCGCCCAUAGGACUCAUUCUGAUUGGACUGGUCUUAUUCCGCUCUUAUCCAAUCGACGAAGAGAGGAGGCAGUGCAACAGGAAGCUUCUUCAGGAGCAACGGGAUAAUGAAGUAGACUCAGAAACGGACUCCACAGAACUGACCAACAUGGUGUAGAUUCUAGAACACUCAUGGACCACUGGGGUGACACGGUUGCUUGCACUAGGGUGGGGCUGACGAGGGCUGGACCUAUCACGACGGAGAUACUGCUACCAUCCAAUCACACUGCUGCUCACGUGUCUCAGAGCACAUGUCGUCAUGACGACGUGCCAUGGCAAGGAAUCCUAAAACGGAGUGACCUUCCUGGUUCAAUUCCCAGCCCACCUAAGCUGUGACAAACUCAGAAAUGGUUUUGGGUGCAGUCUCAAAAGAGCAACCGAUUUCAAAGUGCACUCAAUGGAGACUUAAUAGACUACUGUAAAACACAGCCUUUAGUUGUUGUCCAUGAAUGUUGCACAAAACCUUAAUGUGAUUUUUUUUUUUUUUUAAUGUAUGUGUGUAUUUUGCCAAUGUUGAAUAUUUCUGUCUUAACUUAAUCUAGCGUGGGUACUAGUUUCAAAAGCCCAAGACUUUUUAGAACAAUCUACUACUCCCCCCUCAAGUGUGAAACAUGAAACGACCAUCUUUCUAUGGUGAAGAUGACCGUCAACAAAAUGGCCCCUAUGGUUUGCUUUUUUUCUUCUCGUUUUACGUUUCGGUUAAAAAAAAUCACACCACAAAAAAGCCAGACUAAUUAUUUUGGUAGAGAGAGAGAGAGAGAGAUAUAGAACAUUUCUACAACACGUGUUUCUACAGACUUUAGUUUGGUACCGUUAUGUACAAAACAAGUCAGAACCCUUUCCAGAAUUGAAUGAUUCACAAUGUGAUUUUUUUUAAUUAUUAUUUUUAAGGUUUAAGACCUUGUCUACUAUUUGACAAUGGAGUUCUCUUGUCAUGGAUUCCAUUUUGUGUUUUACAAUGUUUCCUUCCUCACUUUUCAUUGGCUCAUUCAACAAGGGUGUAUUCACUAGGAUGCCAAGGGGAGGGACCUACCUGAAUUUGUCCAAUAGUAACUCCUUUUGUUGCAACACAUUUAGCUACGGUGGGCACCAAUGAAUACACCCCAGUAAUGCCCAGAAGAGAUUUGGUCCCAACUGCAACACUGUAGGUAACAGAGGUUUCAAAAACACUAGUUCUUAGUCUCACCAUUAAACCAGAACCACUAUAGCACAAUAAUUGUUAACCAAACUAUUUCUACACACCCUGUACAAUCUAUCAUGUAGUAAAGUUGUUGUUUUACAGCUCAUUAACUUAGUGUUGGGCAAACCCAUAACGACAGCUAGUACUAAUCUAGAAAGAUUAAAGUAUAUGAGUAAAAAUGUAUUUGUCAGAUUUAAGAGAAGUCCUUUCAGGUUGGUGUUGCGUUCUGAAUGUGUACUAAAAUGUUCUCACUUUGUGUAUUGAGCUCAAAACCUUUUCAUUUAAAAAAAAAAACAUUGGAUUCUCAACCUUGUCUCUUUACGAAGCAAUGGACAUGUCUUUUAAAGGAAAGGGAAAGAAUACGAAAGUCAAAGUAUUGGAAAAUGGAGUGAAGUCUUGAGUUUAAUGUAUUGAAAGUGUCUAGUGUCUAGCAUGUCACGUAUCUAAAGUUCCCUACGGGGGGGGGGGGGGACAAAGAUAUUUAUAACAGUACUGUGGACAAGAUAA
Molecule: messenger RNA, 3284 nt
Organism: Oncorhynchus gorbuscha (pink salmon)
Lineage: Eukaryota; Metazoa; Chordata; Actinopteri; Salmoniformes; Salmonidae
Product: sodium-dependent lysophosphatidylcholine symporter 1-B-like
Exons: 15
Coding region: 126-1715 (529 amino acids)
Biological process (GO): carbohydrate transport
Cellular component (GO): membrane
Molecular function (GO): lysophospholipid:sodium symporter activity
Source: RefSeq, a predicted model, not a curated record